AUGACUAAUGACAUAUCCAAAAAGAAAGGGAAGAAUUCCACUGAGAAAAAGGCAAAAAGAAGAGCAAAAAGAAAAGAGACUUACGCGCUGUACAUCUAUAAAGUUUUGAAACAGGUUCAUCCGGACACCGGCAUUUCAAGCCGAGCCAUGAGCAUCAUGAACUCGUUCGUCAAUGAUCUAUUUGAGAGGAUUGCCACAGAAGCGUCACGACUGGCUCAGUACAACAAACGUGCCACCAUCAGCAGCAGAGAGGUGCAGACCGCAGUGAGGCUGCUGCUGCCCGGAGAGCUGGCCAAACACGCCGUGUCUGAGGGCACCAAAGCUGUGACCAAGUACACCAGCUCCAAGUGA
Scomber japonicus (chub mackerel) is the source of this 351-nucleotide messenger RNA. RefSeq lists its product as uncharacterized. The coding region runs from base 1 to 351 and encodes 116 amino acids. The transcript has 2 exons. The record is from RefSeq and is a predicted model, not a curated record. Gene Ontology annotation, molecular function: DNA binding; protein heterodimerization activity; structural constituent of chromatin. NCBI's taxonomy places the organism in Eukaryota, Metazoa, Chordata, Actinopteri, Scombriformes, Scombridae. Gene Ontology annotation, cellular component: nucleosome.